AUGGUGUUUCAUGUCACUCCUUUUGGUCCUAGCUGUUGUGAGCUUCAGUAUACACAUCCUCACAUCAUCAAGGAAGAAGCUGACGCGGGUGAUGCUGAUGACAAUGAGAUUAGAGGAACAGGGGCAAUGUCUUCGUUCUCAUUCGACUACUGUUUUUUGGCUGAGUAUCUUCUUAAGCGAGCUACGAGUUCUACUGCUUUGAACAAACAAUGCCAAGAGAUGAUACUAGUGAACAAAGAGGGAAAUUCAUGGACUGCGAGUUUGCGAUUUAGCGAAUCAGGCGGCAUGUAUUACAUCACACGAGGCUGGGGAAAGUUAUGUCGUGAUAACAGAUGCGGCAUAGGAGACUUAUUUGUGUUCAAUCUGGUUGGAGAUGGGAAAACUACUCCAUUGUUGUGUGUAUGUCCGGAAAGUAAAGAGUGUUCUGAACUACUCAGCAAACACUUGAGCAGAAAGCGUGGUGACAUUGCUUCAAGCUCACGGGUGAAUUAG
Brassica rapa (field mustard) is the source of this 492-nucleotide messenger RNA. RefSeq names its product B3 domain-containing protein REM2-like. Gene Ontology annotation, molecular function: DNA binding. The record is from RefSeq and is a predicted model, not a curated record. NCBI's taxonomy places the organism in Eukaryota, Viridiplantae, Streptophyta, Magnoliopsida, Brassicales, Brassicaceae.